AUGGCAUCUGGCGCCUUCUUCGACCCGCUCAAGCUCCUCCGUGUAGCUCCCCUCGUGAGCAGCACCGCCGCCGUCUGGUUCGCAGUCGAUCAAGAUCUCUUCCUAUCCAACUUCCAACAACCACUACAUGAAGACAAGGCGAACGCCAUCCUUCCUACCUAUUGGAAAAUCCUCCUUCCCAGGGCACUGUGGAUUCUUGGCACCCUGCAUACAGUGACUGUGGGUACAUCUGUUGCCAAUAUCGUCCUGCAAGGCGAGAAGCUUCGCAGCCUGAAUGCCACGCGAUGGUACUGGAGUGGCGUUCUAUUCUCCCUGGCGCACUUCACGUUCGUGCCGUUGGUGAUGUACAAGAUCAAAGAUAUUGUUGAGGAUAAUAGCAAGGGCCACAGCACGAAGAUUCUGGCUAAGUGGCUUCGUGUUCAUCGCAUCCGGUCCGUCUUGGUGGAUUUUGUUGCUUUUGCGAGCUUUUUGGUGGCGGCUACAGUUUGA
Molecule: messenger RNA, 489 nt
Organism: Paecilomyces variotii
Lineage: Eukaryota; Fungi; Ascomycota; Eurotiomycetes; Eurotiales; Thermoascaceae
Exons: 1
Coding region: 1-489 (162 amino acids)
Source: RefSeq, a predicted model, not a curated record